This is a messenger RNA of Linum trigynum, 3332 nucleotides long. NCBI's taxonomy places the organism in Eukaryota, Viridiplantae, Streptophyta, Magnoliopsida, Malpighiales, Linaceae. The record is from the annotation of a GenBank genome assembly.
CGUGCAAAAUUAAAGAUUUGUGACCGUUUUGUACUAGUGUAUAGGUUUGUGACAUUUUGUGCUAAUUACUGGGAAACGGUCAUUACUCAUUUCAGAGAAAAGGCCAUUAGGGUUCUAUCGUUGUGCUCCAUUAGUCCAUUUCCCUCUGUUUCUCUCUCCUUCGUAGUGAUAGAGAAAAAGGGUUCGGUCAACAGUUGUUCACUGUGGAGGCUGAGAAUCGAUCUCCUGUGACGACUUGGUGCAGGGGAAGAGCAAGUAUGACGGCGCGGCUCCGUGAAUCGACUGCUGAUAGGAUUAGCAACCUUCCCGACGGCGCGAUAGAGCGGAUUCUGGUGUUCUUACCCAUAAAAGAUGCAGCAAAAACCAGCCUCUUGUCAAGAGACUGGAGACAUCGUUGGAGAAGUAUUCCUCAACUUGUGUUCGAUGAUAGGUUUGCUCCACUUCCCGAAGAAGAUAGUUGUGGUAAUAUAGCGGAUGAUGGGAAGGAUGUAGUGUUGAAGAUUUACGAAGCUCUGCUGACUCAUGAUGGGCUGCUAACCAAAUUUGAGCUCUCUAUUCCUGAAUUUAGGCGUCAAAUUCCGCUUGAUCUCUUGAUCCUUCACCUCUCUAGGAAAGCCGUCCAGGAGCUUGCUCUUCUCUUAGAGGACGACAAUUACCCCAAAUUGCACUCCUCCCUGUUCUCUCCAGCCUUUCCCCUGAAGCGUCUUAAACUAAAGGGUUGCGAAUUCGAGAAUUUCCUUCCCUGCUGCCCGCUGCUCGAAGAGUUGAGGUUUAUCGGUUGCACCGGUGAAGAGCAUGUGUUUGUCUCGCCUUCUCUGAAAGUGCUUUUGUUUCACUCAUGUCUUUCUAAAAUAUGCUUCAAGUAUACCCCACUUCUUUCGGUGCUAUCAGUUCUAGACACUAAUGAAUAUACUUAUGAGGCAGGCUCCUUUGUGAAGGAUAAUUCGGAUAUGGUUGGCUUAUUUGCAUCUCUCCCUGCGCUUCAGCACCUCAAUCUUGGCAUUGAAUUGCUGCUAUUCCUUGCUGAUGAUGAUCAUGUCCCCUACAAGCUUCCUAAACCUCUCCACAACCUGAGAUUCCUGGAAGUACCUCGCAUUCUGUUGCAUAGGUUGCCACAGGCGCGGGUUCUUGUUUGUCUGAUCAUGAGCGCCCCCAACUUGAAAAGACUCACAAUUCGGCUCGAUGAUAGUGGUGAACUUCCGCCUUCGAAGGUUAUCGGUAGCCUGCAGAAGUUGUUAGAAGCAGAGGACCAACUUGGAGUUUGCUGCCUUCACCAUCUGGAAGAGGUCAACAUUCAUGACAGUCUUGGCAGGCAAGUCGAGUUGGACCUGGUGAGGUUUGUUCUAGCCUCUGCCCCAGUACUUCGCAGGAUCAACAUUCAGCGCAAAGAAAAGUUUUCUUCUAAAAGGGCUCUGAAAUUCUUGAAUGAGAUGAUAGUAUAUAAGCGUAUUUCAAAAGAAGCUGAGGUCAAAUAUGUCUAGAAUGAUGUGGUUGAUACUUUGUCGCUUUACAUCUCACCCUUUGGGUCGUUGUUCAUCUUUUUUUAUGGUGCUUCGUCUUAUGUUAAUGAUGUGAGGGUGCUUGAUCUAACUUAGUUUAAAUGUAGAAAGUUUGCAGGGUGAAAGUCCUUAAGUCCUUAAGUCCCUAAACUCCCUCCCUCCUCCCUCCUUCACAUCUGUUUCCAAGCUUUCCAUGAAAUUCUAUUCUUUCUCUCUUUGCUGCCUCCACCAGAAAGCAAAUAUUACUCUUCUACUUACAUCAAAGACCCCAUUAGGAACUCUGAACACUGACAUAGCCUUUAUGAGCUUGAGCUAUAGCCUUUAUGAGGACUUCUUUAGCUGCUAUUGAAAGGGACUGGCUAUUCCAAUGCUUUGUUUUCUUCCUUACACGAUCAACAAAUAAGUAAACUUUCUUGUGUCGUCCAAUUGUUGUAGGCAGCCCCAAGUAUUUUGCAUGUUCGAUCACCUUUUUCAUUCAUAGAAUGGUCACCAAUUCCUCCACCUUGUCUGCUUUUACACUCGGAGAGAAGCUGAUUUCAUAUUUAAGUAGGUUAACCUUCUGCCCUGAUUUCAGUUCAUUGAGCUCUAGGAUCUCUUUUAUUUUCAAACAUUCCUGAGGUGUUGCUCUUGCAAACAGAAUGCUAUGUCUGGAACGCGUAGAUGAGAGAUAGUUGGUCCCCUGCAGGAAACCUUUAGCCCAUGGUUGUGCCUCUAUCAACUUCUUGUUUAAUAAUAGUUGAAAGCCCUUUCACACAUAGUAGAAAUAGGUAAGAUAAUGGAGGAUCACCUUGCCUGAGUCCUCUUCCCGGUUUUAACUCUAUUGACCUAUGACCAUUAACCAAGAUGGGGAAUGUUACAGUUGUAACACAGCUCAUGAUUAGGCUUACCCAUUUGGUGUCGAAACUGAGUUUUAACAUUAUUGAUUCUAGAAAGUGCAUCUCCACCUUGUCGUGCGCCUUUGAUAUGUCAAGCUUAGUUGCCAUCACCUCGUUUUUUCCUUCUUAUUCUUAAUCGCAUGAAAGCACUCAAAAGCAAUCAGUAUGUUGUCUGUAAUGUUCCUCCCCGGUACAAAUGCUCUCUGGUUCUCCCCCACCACCUUGUUUAAGAUUCGUUUCAAUCUGUUGGCCAGAACCUUUGCCAUGAUCUUGUAAAGGACUUGGCAAAGACUGAUAGAGCGAAACUCUAGAGGUUUCUUUGGCUUCUUAUUCUUUGGUAAAGUGCAAUCUGAGUGUGAUUGACCUGUGCCGGGAAAGUUCCCAUCUCUACUCUCUAGGUAGAGCGUCAGAGCCUUAGUCACCUUGCCCUGACUGUUUCCGAAAAAACAUCGCUGACAUACCAUCCGGGCCCGUAGUCUUAGUUGGACCCAUCAUUUUGAGGGCUAUCGACUGGGUCUGGAUCCCAUCAGUAACCAUCAGGUGAGUAACCCCAUGCAUAACCCAAUAAGAAUCCGCCACAUCAGUGUCUCAUUCUCUCUCUUCGAGAAACCUUUAAUUUUCCUUCCCUUAAUCUUUAACAAACGAGAUCUCACUCGUUUUAACUCGGAAUUUAAUUUUUUUUUUGCACAGUUAGAUCAAAUUAAUUGUACUCUUCAAAAUGAUAUCCACUUUGAUAUUUUUUGGAACAAAUUUUUUUUUGUCAAUUAUUACCAGUCUAUACCAUAUGGUAUUGACUGCACCAUAUUGUAUUGACUGGUAUUAAAUAACAACAUACCAUAUGGUAUGAAAAAUACCACUCCAUACCAGGGUGGUAUAGUAUGAUAUGAAGUUGGUAACGAGAGGUAUGCAAUUUUUUCACCUAGAAAAUUUUGGAAUCCAAUAGAUCAUGAUUAAAUUG